Messenger RNA from Pyrus x bretschneideri (Chinese white pear), 668 nucleotides. RefSeq names its product salt stress-induced hydrophobic peptide ESI3-like. NCBI's taxonomy places the organism in Eukaryota, Viridiplantae, Streptophyta, Magnoliopsida, Rosales, Rosaceae. The record is from RefSeq and is a predicted model, not a curated record. The transcript has 2 exons. Gene Ontology annotation, cellular component: membrane. Bases 46 to 210 code for a protein of 54 amino acids.
AAUUUAGCACAAAUUGUGGUUUUCAUUUUUCAAUAAACAAAAAAAAUGGGUUCAGAAACGUUUCUGGAAGUGAUAUUGGCUAUCAUCCUCCCACCUGUUGGAGUCUUCCUUCGUUUUGGCUGUGGAGUGGAGUUCUGGAUAUGUUUGUUGCUGACAAUAUUGGGAUAUAUACCCGGAAUCAUAUAUGCAUUAUGUGUCCUUGUCGUAUAAUUAAAAGCUUUGGAUGAUCAAGGAGAAUAAUGGAUGAUUGCAAACGUGUGUUUUGGUGUGAGUGUUUAGUUUGGUCAAACUUUUGUAAUCCAGAUCUUAACUUUUCCUUGUACAUGUUAAUGCCACUAUUUUUAGUUUUUGUUAUGUUUUUCUUUUUUUUUCUUUUUCUGUCAAAUUUUUAAAUGUCAAGUUUUUUAGUUUCAAGUGGAUAUGUAUAAAUAUGCAAACGUAACAAUAAUAUCGAAGUGGAAAUCUUAAAAACUCACAAGUAAAUUGUUCGAAAACAAAACAAAAAUGUUAUGGUCUCGAAAACACGAAACGUAUGAACACAACGUGAAGGAAAAGAUUAUGCAAGUCAUGUUUUUAUAGCUCGAUGUGAAAAUCAUCUGUUUGCAUGAUAUGUUUCAACCAAACAAAGAUUGCAAUGCUGGUUGGAGGAAGUGUCUGGAAAUGUUUGG